Molecule: messenger RNA, 3510 nt
Organism: Plasmodium knowlesi strain H
Lineage: Eukaryota; Apicomplexa; Aconoidasida; Haemosporida; Plasmodiidae
Product: protein kinase, putative
Exons: 4
Coding region: 1-3510 (1169 amino acids)
Biological process (GO): protein phosphorylation; signal transduction
Cellular component (GO): cytoplasm
Molecular function (GO): protein kinase activity; ATP binding
Source: RefSeq, a predicted model, not a curated record
AUGCAGAGAAUUCGAAAGGAAGAUUACCUCGGCAAGUGUAAAAACCGAGACGACUUUGUUUACACCCACGUGAGGGACAUACUAUCCCAUCAACCCUUCGACGAAAUUUUAGAAUAUCAAAAUGGGGAUGUGUACAUCGGUACGAUCAAGAACAAGAAGCGACACGGUUAUGGCUACUACAUCUACAAGGAAAUUGGGAGCGUCUAUGAGGGAGAAUGGAUCGAAAACGCGAAGAGUGGCUACGGAACGUUGUAUAACGAGCAGGGAAUUGUCUACUCUGGCGAAUGGCUGAACAACAUUUCCCACGGAUUUGGAUGCACCUACACAAAUGAGCAGCUCUUCCUUGGGACGUACAAAUUUGGACUGAUGGAUGGAGUGGGAAUAUUAAAGAAAAACACGAGUUACAACUUUUGUUUGUUCCAAUCGAACAGGAAAAAAUGCAAAAUAAAAAUUACGAAACAUAUGGACAUAUAUCUUCAUUACUAUAAGAAGGAGAAACUUUUUUUGAAGGAAAAUUUAAAUGCCUUUUUUCCUAUAUACACGGACAGUAGCAUCUCACGUUCGGUGCGCAAGCAAAUUUUUGAGCAUCUGUUUGGUGUAGACAAAUCUUUUGUGCAAUUCUUUGCAAAGAGGGAGACAAAUGGUUGCGGAAGUGGUUGCGGAAGUGGUUGCGGAAAUGAUUGUGGAAAUGGUAACGGAAAAGGCAAACCCCGUGGAGGCUUCCUAAGCUACGUAAACUAUGAAUCGAAGAUAAAUUUUCUGAAGGGGCUAAUUAGUAAAGGGGCUAAAGGAGGAAUAGGACAGGAGGGACAACCUGACGGUAGUGUCUGUAGCACGGAUGAAUCUGUUUCGAAUUUCAUCCCCAAAGGGGAGACAAACCAAGGCAGUGCUUUUAAUUUUUUUCCACUUCAUGAGGAUAUGAAUCCAAGGGGGGAUUUACCCUCAAGGGAGACAUUGAAAGAUUCAACAAGGCCUAACAAGCGUAAUGAGGGAAGGUACGCCCCCUUUGUGGAAGCGUCAGUAGAGGGUGCAAACUGUUUGUAUAAUUCAAGUGAUUUUUUGAAUGUUCUUCCACACCUUAAAUUGAUGGACCUCCUUUAUAAAUCCGAUUCGGAAAUCGACAGCGAGUUUUGCCCAGACGCGACUCCAUGUAGUGCCUCCUCUGCAGAACAGCACUUUAAAGUGAAGAAAAAAAUAGCGGUACCAAUCCGUUCAGUUUUCCAUUCAAACUUCGGUUCGCGGGAGAAGAGGAUAACAAGAGUGAAAGGGCAGGGAAGAAGAAGGAGAUUAAAAUUGUAUAAGCUACUUGUGGGUAGAUGUUGUAAGGUGGGCUAUGGGGGGGACAAAGGAGAAAGUACCUUAUCGAAUGAGAAUAGUGAAUCUACUGCAGUGUGCAGGGGUGUACAGUGGGGGAGCGGAGAUUCGAUACAGUGUGUAUCAAGGAAGGCGGAAAUUAAUAGGAACAUAUUCCGCGGAAAAGCCAUUGCGGGGUCAAGAAGGGAAAUGGCACGGAUGCAGGUUCAGGAACAGAUGCAGAGACAGAUGAAGAGACAGAUGAAGAGACAGGGGAAGAGGCAAAGAAAGAAAGCGUCUUUAAUGGCGCAAACGCCAUCAACCAUCACACGCCUGCUGAGCUACCUAAAAUACAAAAACAAGAAAAACAAAAUAGAGUGCAUUUAUCAGUGGAGGAGUUACCAUAUAUUUGUUCUUCUCCAUCUGUUCGGCCUGCACAACUACAUAACUUCUUUCAAGUACAACCAAAUAAAUGGCUUCCACUUUUUCACCCUUAAUCGGAAAAUGCUAAGGAUGCUGGGGGUGGAGAAAAAUCAUCACAUAUAUUUCCUUCUUAACUUUGUAAAUUCAUUUAGCCAUCUACAUAAUACGUACCUGCAAAUGCUCGUCAGCUUCGGGAAUAUAAGAGGGGAUGCCUUGGUAACAUUCAGCUCCAUUCCCAAGUCGGAGUUGGUUGUGCUCAGGCGGUUAGACAGAUGCAGCGUUGGGAAGGCAUCGUACCUGUGUUACUAUGCAAACGCCCCCGUGAGGUUGAAAAUGUUUUCACGGAAGGAGAGAGCAGUGGGCCCAUCUUCCGGAGGGGUGUCAGGUGAUGAGCGGGAUGACCUACCAGAUGGUGCUUCUAUCUGUGAUGAUGGCACUGUCGAAGGGACGAACGCACACUUGACAAAUCCUCUGGUUACCGCCGCGCAAAAGUUUCUCUUCGAUGAACACCAGCUUAACAACAUAGGGGAAAGCAUCUUGGACGGCUGGGCCAGUAUCAAAAGUAACUUGGUGAAUCUGGAAUCGCACGAAAUGUUUAAACGUUUGAAAGGAAGGGAUUUCCAUGCAAAGACUCAAGUAGAAGGAAUCAAACAGAAGGAGAAAAGUGAAAAAGAGGAUGCACAGGACAGGCCUGCAACCUUGAUGGAAAGGGUCCAAAGAAGAAUAGAAUUCAUGAAGGAGCAUUUUAUCCUAUCAAAUUUGAGGCACCCCAAUGUGAUCAAAUAUAUAGGCAACGUUAUAAGUAGGAAGAAGGAAAAAUUCGGUUUGGUUUUUGAGUUCCUGAGUGGGAUGUAUCUCCACGAUAUAAUAUACACCGUAAGUGCCUCCCCUCAGGGGGAAGGACAAACGCGUGAAGAAGAGGGAGAAAAUAAAACCUGCAUGAAGGCACUAAGAAAUGAGAAUAUUGUUAAGCUUUUUUACGAAAUCGCAUCUGCAUUAUUUUACUUACAUAGUAAACAUAUAGUUCAUGGAAAUAUAGAGAGCAAAAAUAUAUUCGUGUCGGAAGAUGGCGGGGGCAUUAAGCUGUGUAACUUUGAGAAAGCCUCCAUAGAGAGUUACUACGAUUAUAAGGUAAAUGCAUCGGGGGUGAAUUCCAUUUACGAAUCAAACAAGCGGUCGCACCUGUUGUACCAGUCAUACCGAUGGGGAAGUGCCGAGAGAAGUGAAAAGGCAAAGGAGCACAUAGACGAUGUUCCUUACACACAUGGAAGAAACAAACAUAUUAGGCAUAUUAAAUACGUAGAGGGAGAAAAAAUGAAUUUGCCUUUACCAUAUAUAACCUGCAUGAAUGAAAUCCAAAAUAUAAACACGACGAUGAACUCUCCUUUGCUACUUUUUCAAGCCAAAAAGUUCGACAAGCGAAAUGUUCGUUGUGAUGACGCUUAUGCCGCUCCAGAGGUAUUAAGAGAAGAAGAACAUACAGACAAGGGUGAUAUCUACUCAUUUGGAGUUGUCAUGUAUGAAGUUCUGUUUGGUACUUUGCCAUUCAGGGGUAAUUAUAUGCCACCCUUCUUUUGGUUGUGCACUUCCUUUAAGCAGAAGUACAUUUAUAUCGAUAUAAAAAAAUUGCAUGGGAAAUUCUCUAAUAGAAGGCUGUUCCAUUUGGUAGUGAGUAAAAUUCUACUGGUCAUGCGUCAGUGCCUUAACCCGGAACCCACUUGUAGACCCGACUCAGCGUAUCUGUGCAGGCACUUCGGACGUCUCCUGGGAGAGCUCAAGGAGUGUAGCCUAUAG